AUGAAGGUACCGAAAAUGCUCGUCGACUACACGCUGCGCUUUGGUAUUCCCAUUGCAUUAUGUUAUGCCUAUUGGAACCCUCGAUCAGAUGAAGACAUUCGUCGUGAUGUUGAAGCGAAGAUUAAGCCAGACGUAGAGACUCGAAAGAAAAAGCAGGCCAAGUUUGCCGAGUUGUUGCUGCAAAAGAACGACAUGUCGAACGAAUCAAAGCAGCAACUGGAUCAAGUCACGGCCUUUACCAAGACAAAAGAGCAAUAUUUAGCUGACCGAAAGAAAGAAAAGUAA
Molecule: messenger RNA, 285 nt
Organism: Peronospora farinosa
Lineage: Eukaryota; Oomycota; Peronosporomycetes; Peronosporales; Peronosporaceae
Source: the annotation of a GenBank genome assembly